AUGUCGCAAAACUCACAACCCCUGCGAGAGCCUUCUCUUCUCUCCCGGAUAGGGGCUCGCGUCGAUGAUCCCCCCCAUCAUGUGUCGCCGAGUCAGGGGAAUCCUCGUUCAUACCAUUCCAAUCAAAGGGAAGAGACUGGUUUCACACCUUUGAAAAACAAUAGCAAGGGGAUGUGGCCCCGGCCACCACCGGGGUUGGCCGCUACAACAGGUCACGCUGGUCGUCACCCCCAAGCCAAGCAGCAUGUGUCAGGCUCUUCCUUCGUUGAUCGUGUUCCUGAUACCCCCAGAACGACGGCCUUUUCACUGGGUACAGCCACCCAAGAUUGUAACAACCAUGCAUAUGUUAUCUCAGCAACUGUAUCCACCUCCGGAUCUCCCGCUGGGUCCGAUAUAAAGGCUAUGUCUGUUGACGAGCCGCUGGAUUCCAAACAGUUUCGGAAACAGAGCUCCAGAAUGUCUGUCGAUCCUUCUCCGUUGACAGGCACCUAUCGCAAGGCUUCGUCCCGAAUGUCGGUCGAUCCACCUGGCCUCUGCGCUCAGCGUAAGACUGCAUCCCCGAUAACCUCCCACAGCAGGCUUACAGUCAAUAUCGUCCCUCAUUUACCACUCGCCCGAAUGUCCCGCCGACUCGCAAUACUUUGGCACAUUUGCCACGAGAAUGUUGAUCCCCAAUUCCCCGGCACACCCUUCGGGUCGCUCAAAAUCCUUACCAGCUGGAACUCCCGGGACGUUCUCUCCAAAACAUGGGACUCCAGCUUCAAGGCAGGGGAGUAG
Messenger RNA from Suillus clintonianus, 777 nucleotides. RefSeq lists its product as uncharacterized. Bases 1 to 777 code for a protein of 258 amino acids. The transcript has 4 exons. Lineage: Eukaryota; Fungi; Basidiomycota; Agaricomycetes; Boletales; Suillaceae. The record is from RefSeq and is a predicted model, not a curated record.